Messenger RNA from Cylicocyclus nassatus, 1084 nucleotides. The record is from the annotation of a GenBank genome assembly. NCBI's taxonomy places the organism in Eukaryota, Metazoa, Nematoda, Chromadorea, Rhabditida, Strongylidae.
AACUCUCUCUCUUUUUUAACAGAAAAACUGUUUAAUGUACUGAUUGCGUCCAGGGUAACCAAAGAUCAAAAUGUCUAAACGUCGUUUCAAUCCGUCUGAUGAGGACAAGAUUCCAAUUGUUGAGAAGCUAUACAGGCAAAACCAACCAUCUUUCCAAGCAGCUGGUGGUUUUAUGGACGAUGAUGACGAAUAUCAACAGCGAAGAGAAGAAAUUUCGGAAGCAAAACAAAGAAGGGCUGACGCAAAGUUUGCCAGUCAAGAAAUUCCCGAUAACUGCAUCAAGUGUGAUAAACCAAUGUUUGAUUCGUGGCUAUGGGAACGCUAUAACCAUCCAGUUUGCGAUGGAUGCAGGGAUGACCUUGGCGAACACAAGCUUAUUCCACGAACUGAAGCCAAGGCAAACUAUCUCCUCAAGGAUUGUGACCUCGAUAUACGUGAACCUCCGCUACGGUUUUGGGCAAAGAAGAAUCCACACAAUCCUCGUUAUGGCGAUAUGAAAUUAUAUCUGAAAUGUCAGGUAAUUGAUCGAAUGUUAGAAAUUUAUGGCAGCUGGGAAGAAUUUGAGGCUGAGAAAAAGUUGAGAUCAACGCAAAAAGAAGUUAGGGCUGAGAAGAACUUCGAGAAAAAAGUGAAAGAAAUGAGACAACAUAUACGAGGCCUCUCUGGUGUAAAAAUCCGUCAAGAAAAAGCCCAUGAGCAUGUUUAUGGCGAGGAAAAGUACGAUGAAGCUAAGGAUGAAUACUCGAAGGAAUGUCUAGAGUGCGACUAUGUGCUAACUUACGAAAAAAUGUGACGGUUCAAGGUUUUACGGGGUUUGGAAAGACUAUCUUCGUUACCUCGUAGGGCAUUACCCCUCUACUAACAAAUUCUUAUCUCGCUUGUUAAUUACUUUUCUUAGCAUAUGUUUUGGAAGACCUUUGACUCAGCUCAACCCGGUAACUUAUUUCUAGUGAGCGUUUCAGUCAUUUUGCAUUUCACUUUGAGUUUGGUGAUCUGUUUGUAUGUCAGAUCACUAUUAUUUUCAGCGCCUUGGAUAAGAUUGAUAGAGUGCAUCUUUCGACCUUGUGUAACUGUAAUAGCUUGC